CCUGCGUUGCGCCCACAGGCACGCACGCGGUCGGGGCACGCGACCCCCCCGGAUUAGACCGCCGCGACGACGGCGACGCGCUCCCCGCCGACCGCCGCCCCGCCGCCAGCCCUAACCCCCGGGGCCCGAUCCAUGGACGCCGCGCCCGCCGGGGCCCAGCAGCUCACCCCACCGGAGACCGACUGGCCGCCCGAGCUCCGACUCCCGCCGCCCCCGCAGGCGCCGGGGAUGGACGAUUCGCAGUUCCUGGGCUCCAUCAUGGGGGUGCCGCCGCCGGACGCGCCGCCGCGGCAGGAGGCCCCCGCACCGCUCGGGCCCAAGAGGAGGGGGAGGCCGCCCAAGAAGAAGGAAGGCCCUGCCGCGGCGUUGGUCGCCGCGGCGCCCAAGCCCGCCAGGAGGAAGGAGGACGAGGAGGAGGUCGUCUGCUUCAUCUGCUUCGAUGGGGGCAAUCUCGUCGUCUGCGAUCGGAGGGGAUGCCCUAAGGUCUACCAUCCCGCGUGCAUCAAGCGCGACGAGGCCUUCUUCCAGUCCCGGAGCAAGUGGAACUGCGGUUGGCACAUAUGCAGCAGCUGUGAAAAGUCAGUGCACUAUAUGUGCUACACUUGUACAUAUUCCCUCUGCAAAGUUUGCAUCAAGCAAAGUAAAUUCUUCAGUGUCAGGGGGACCAAGGGCUUCUGCGACACUUGUUUUGGGACUAUACUUUUGAUAGAAUCCAAAGAUGAAAGCGCCACAAAGGUUGAUUUUGAUGACAUACUCAGUUGGGAGUACCUGUUUAAGCUAUAUUGGCUAGAUCUGAAAGGGAAGCUUUCAUUAACAUUGGAAGAACUUACUAAUGCCAAGAACAGAUGGAAUGUUCCUACCACUUCUGCUAGGAAAGAAAAAGAUGAGUCAUCUGAUGACUUAUACGAUGUUAAUAAUGACGAUGAUGCUGGUUCUGACUGCUCCUCAAGAAAAAGAAGGCGAGGUAAUUCUGCAAGGAAAAAGGUUCGAAAACGUUGCAAGGUAGAUUCAGAUUGUAGCAUUGCUGCAAAAAAGGUUGAGCUUCCAGUUAAAGAUGCUGGGGGCCUACCCACUGAAGUGCUAAAUGAACGGGCACCCUUGCCUGUAGACACAAAAGUACCAAAUGAACAGAUGCCUUUGCCAGUAGACACGGAAGUACAAAACGAACGGGUGCCCUUGCCAGUAGACAUGGAAAUACAAAACGAAUGGGUGCCCUUGCCAGUAGACACAAAAUGGGCGUCACCAGAGCUGCUGGAGUUUGUAGGACACAUGAGAGGCGGCGAUCGAUCUUUUAUUUCUCAAUUUGAUGUUCAGACCCUUCUGCUGGAAUAUAUUAAGAAGAAUAACCUUCGUGACCCUAAGAGGAAAAGCCAAAUUGUUUGUGACACAAGACUUUACCGCUUGUUCAGGAAAUCACGUGUUGCUCACUUUGAGAUGUUAAAGCUUUUGGAAAUGCAUUUUCUUAUGAAUGAGACUCCAAAAGUAAGUGAUAAUAGCCAAGUAACCAUCAAUCCAAAUUUGGCUCAAGUAGAUAACAAUGGACACAGUGACAUGGCAGUAAAAUUGUCUCCUGAUAAGAGGAGAAGGAUGCAUAGAAAGAUGGACAGAGAACCACAAGUUAAUCUUGAGGCUUAUGCAGCUAUUGAUAUGCAUAAUAUAAAUUUGAUUUACGUGAGGCGCAGCCUGAUGGAGGAUUUAAUUGAUGAUGCCACAUUCUCAGACAAAAUUUAUGGUGCUUUUGUGAGGAUAAAAAUUUCUGGUGUUGGCCAGAAACAAGAUAUAUAUCGCCUAGUAAAAGUUGUUGGAACGCACAAGGUUCCAGAAAAGUACAGCAUUGGGAAGAAGAUGACAAAUUUUGCCCUUGAGAUAUUAAAUUUAGAUAAAAAGGAGAUUAUCACCAUGGAUACAAUAUCUAACCAGGCUUUUACAGAGGAGGAGUGCAAACGUUUAAGGCAGAGCAUGAAGUGUGGUCUAAUUAGCAGACUAAAAGUGGGGUAUAUUCAAGAGAAAGCCAAAAUCUUGCAAUCUGUAAGAGUGAAUGAUUGGUUUGAAAAUGAAAAGGAAAGGCUGGGGCAUCUUCGUGACCGUGCAAGUGAAACAGGGCGCAGAAAAGAACUUAGAGAAUGUGUAGAAAAGCUGCAGCUUCUCAACAAUUCUGAGGAAAGAACUCGCAGGAUAAAUGAAGUUCUGGAAGUGCAUGUUGACUCCCAUAUGGAUCCUAAUUAUGAAUCCGCUGAAGAAAUGGAUGACAAGAAAGCUGUUGGAAGGUCAAUAAAUCGGACAGGACCAGACACAUCCAUACCACGAAGAAAAUCAAUAUAUACAUACACUAUGCAAAACCAUCCACAAAAAGUUUCUGAUUCUGGCCGCCAUCCAAAAAACUUAUCCUGGGAAGCUACAAUACAUGGAUCUGGAGCAGGAAUAAAGUUUGAGAACAGCACCAUAGCAAACAGAGCUAUGUAUGAAGCUGGAUCACUUUCAUCGUCUGGAGUAACAAUGUCAGGUGACACGGAGCCAGAGAAAGUCUGGCACUACAAGGAUCCUGCUGGGAAUGUUCAAGGCCCAUUCACUCUUUUGCAACUAUCAAAGUGGACAAGUUACUUCCCACGUGAUCUGAGAGUUUGGCUUACAUUUGAGAGUGAAGAGAGAUCAUUGCUGCUGACUGAAGUGCUUUCGAAACAGCAGAAAGAUUUCACUCAGGCUGCAUCGCUUACAAGUAGCAAGGCAACAUUGGAUGGCACUAGACAUACAAUGAACAGCCCAAGUGUGGAUCAGACAAAUGCUCUAUCCCCUGUUGGUUAUAGUAUGGCUGGUUCUUCUGGAAUAACCGUUCAGUCUAAUAAGUAUUAUGCUCCAGAAAGAGAGAGUGUGUACUCUCCGGAUGAUAGCUUGUCACUGUCAACUAGUUCGGUUCCACCCAAGGAUGUUCAUACUGCGAAUAGCCAAGCACAGUGCCAGGCAAAGCAUUCAGUUUUUAUUCCAUCUCCUGGGAAUUCAUAUGGGCAAACAGACUUGCACCAUGGUGGAAUACAGGGAGGAUACUCUGGUGAAUCAAACCACCGUCACAGCAGCGGAGCACUAUGGAGUCCAGCCACGGCCCACAUGAGUUGUUGUGGACGUGGUAAUGUGGAAACUCAUCAGAAUCAACAUGUUUCGUGGUCGCAAUGUCAACAUGAUUCCAAAGGUAGUUCACAGUGUGGAUCUGUUAAAGAUCUGAAUUCAAGGCGGGAUCUAUCGAAAAAUCUACCUACUCAACGAAUUGGGAAAGAUGUCUCCAGUCCUGUGUUUGCUUGGAGUCCAUCUGAGUCUAGGACCGCUUCAAGUCAACAUGAAGGCUCUUGCUUAAGUUCAACAACCAAUCCAAACUUUCUUGAUGAACUUCAUUCUUCUAUUGCUUCUGCAAAGCCAACGAGCUGUGCUCCAGCAACUCCUAUUGAAGAUAGAGCUUCCAGUUCGCCAUCCGGCAUGCUGAGUCACUCAGAAAGAGUUCCAAUCUGCAGUCCGGAUUCAGCCCCUUUGGCAUCUGCUUCCGAUAUUUGCAAGAUGGAGGAGAUCAUGAAUCAGCAAAGAACACUUGAAGCGGAUACAUCAAAUGCUUCAGUUAACCAGUCUCCUCAAUCGAAGAUUUUCCAUGUAUCCUCUCCUGAUAACCAAGAUAUUGACCGUGAGGUUCCUAGUCCUACUCCAAGAUCUGAGAAUACAUCACCUGAAAAUGUCACUACUACUAAUUCAACUGAUUCAGAUACACGCAAGGAGAUUGUGAGUCAACAAAAAGUACCUGGGGCGGUUGCAUCAAAUUCUUCAUGUAACCAUUCUCAAUCUAAGGUUUCCCCGGAAUCUUCUAAUAGCAAAGAUCUGGAAUGUGAAUGUCCCAGUUCAUCCCCUAGGUCUGAGAAUAAGGUUCCUGAUGCGGACAACUCACUUUUAACAUCAGCGGCUCCUGAAAAUCUACCAGAAACUUCUGCACCUGCUUCUGGUACAUGCAAAAUGGAGUUCGUGAAUCAGAAAAAAACACUUGACGUGGAUGAUUUGAAUGCUCGACUUCAUCAGCCUCCUCAUUCUCACAUUUCCCCUGCAUCUCCUCAUGGCAAUCAUGAUAUCGGGCGUGAAUGUCCUCCAAGAUCUGACAGUAAGGAACCUCUUCUGGACGACUUAGUGAUAACAUCAGUGGCCACUGAAAAUGUAAUGACAGCUUCUGCAUCUGUUUCUGAUACAUGCAAAAUGGAGGAGUGUGUGAAUCAGCAAAAAAUACAUGAAACAGAUGCAUCGAACGGUCCACUUCAUCAGCCUCCUCAUUCUAACAUUUCCCCAGCAUCUCCUGAUAAUCAAGAUAUUGGGCGUGAAUGUCCUCCAAGAUCUGACAGUAAGGAACCUCUUCUGGAUAACUUAAUGAUAACAUCGACAGCUACUGAACUUGUAAUGACAACUUCUGCAUCUGCUUCUGAUACAUGCAAAAUGGAGGAGUUUGUGAAUCAGCAAAAAACACUUGAAACGGAUGCAUCAAAUGGUCCACUUAAUCAGCCUCCUCAUCCUCACAUUUUCCCUGUGUCUUCUCCUGAUAAACAAGAUAUUGAGUGUGAAUCUCCUCGUCCAACUCCAAUAUCUGACAGUAAAGACCCUAUUGUGAACAAUUCAGUGUUAACAUCAGUAGGGCCAGAAAAUCUACUGACAACUUCUGUGCCUGCUUCCGGUACAUGCAAGGUGGAGGAGAUUUCAAAUAAGGAAAGAACACAUGAGUCGGAUGCAUCAAAUGUUUCACUUAAUCAGCCUCCCCACACUGACACUUUAUGUCCUGAUAACCAAGAAAUGGAGUGUGAAUAUCCUAAACCAACUCCAAGAUCUGAGAGUAAGCAGCCUCUCAUAGUGCCUGAAAAUUUAACUUCUACCUCGGCAUCUGCUUCUGAUAUAUGCAAGAUGGAGGAUCUCUUGAACGAGAAAAGAUCACUUGAAGCAAAUCCAACAAAUGGUUCGGUUACUCAGUCUCCUCAAUCCAAGGUUUUCCUUGUAUCUUCUCCUGUUGUCCUAGAUAUUGAACGUGAAUUUCCUAGUACAGGUCCUAGACCUGAGACUAAGGAACCUGUUGUGAUCAGCUCUGUGUUAACAUCAGCAACACCUGAAAAUUUGACUAAGCAACAUAUGGACUUACCAGAUGCUUUUGUAUCACCCAAGUCUGGUCCACCAACUGGGGGUCCUAGACCUGAGAUUGAGGCUGUUGUGGUCAGCUCUGUGUUAACAUCAGCAGCACCUGAAAAUUUAAUUAAGCAUCAUAUGGACUCACCAGAUGCUUUUGUAUCACCCAAGUCUGAUCCACCAACUGGGGAGUUAGAUGCCAUGAAAUCAGAUUUUAAAUGUGAACAAAAUAUUCAGAAAGAACUAUACUGUGAAAGUGAAUCUACUGUUCUUACAAGAGGGAACAUGUUAAUUGAUCCUUCCUGUGGUGCUGAGUCAAUUGAUGUGUCAGAUGUCUUGGAAUCUUUAAUGGAAGAACAAAGGUGUGGGACUUCGUACAUGCAAGGAACGACUGAUUUGGAGGACUUCCUAGCCACCUCUGCCGAGGAAGAACCACAAUGCUCUAGCCCUAUCCCAUUAUCUCCUUGGGGUGAACCUAGUUACUACCAAGGUGAUGCUAUUGAUUCUGCACUAUGGGGUGUCCAAGAUGAUCCAAUCAACGAUAUGUGGUCAUUGCUUUCUCCAAGACCUAUGCUCCAACCUUCAUCUGGUAUUGGAACUGAGGGGAAGGAAACUUAUGAUAUCAACGAGGUAGGUCUGGCCCAUGGUAAUGAUGAAAUUGUUCAAAGAGGAUCAGUGCCAGUGGACGAUAGUGUGAACCAGGUGAACCUGGGUGCUCCCACACAUUGGGUCCUGCCUGAGCAGGUUCCGUCAAUGCCACAUGAUAUGUCAAUAUCAUCAGUAGAUGAGAGUACCAGAGUUGUAGGUUGGCAGCCAUCAGCCAAUCAGAGCUUAAAUGAGGGUACUACAUGGAGCACUAGCCAGAAUCCCAACAUGCCUAACAAAGAAAAGGCAGAGCCCUCAAGUAAAAGGACUUGGGAAGCAACAAAUAAGCAGGAAUCCACAAAUUCCAGUGUUUCUGGUUCAGGAGAAGCCAUUGGAAACAUCAGAAAGGGCUUGAACCCACCUUCUGGUAUUGCGAAUCGGGGCGGCCAGCGGAGUCAUCAUCGUGGCAGGUACUCUCAAAUCAGUGAGUCUUGGCUUCUUAGUUCAAAUCACUCUAGGAGUAGGUCUGAUAGAUUUGGCAGCAGUGGGUCAUCAAGAUCAACUUCGAAAGGGCAACCUAGGGGUUAAUGUAAAUUUGACGAGAGCGGGAGGAAGGGUGCAUCUUGUAGCUACCUGCAUCCUUGAUCUCUGCAGCAGAAAUAGGUUUUAAAAUUCUUUGUCAUAUCUUUCCCCUUUGUAUAGGCUAAUUACAAUGUAGUCAACGGAGCGUAAAUGACCAUAUCUGCUCCACUCAACUGUAGCAAGGAGUAUAUGUUUAGCAUAGAGGUAUGACCGAAUGUGCUGCCCAACAAGUAGAUUCAGCUUUUGGGCAUGGUCUGUAUCAUCUUGACACUGUUCGAUGGAACAGCCAUUGUACCACCACAAUCUCUUCACGCACUGGUACGCCUGAUGUGUUGGAAACAGUGAUGUCUGAUUGAUUGGUUUAGCUUCUGAUAUUUCUGGUGUUA
Molecule: messenger RNA, 6683 nt
Organism: Panicum virgatum (switchgrass)
Lineage: Eukaryota; Viridiplantae; Streptophyta; Magnoliopsida; Poales; Poaceae
Exons: 12
Coding region: 133-6303 (2056 amino acids)
Cellular component (GO): Cdc73/Paf1 complex
Molecular function (GO): RNA polymerase II C-terminal domain phosphoserine binding; DNA binding
Source: RefSeq, a predicted model, not a curated record